AUGAAAGUUCUAUUAAUUCUAGCAAAUCUUGUACUUAUACAAGGGUAUAAACGCAAUUUUAACAUUAACCUGGCACUAGUAGAUGAUAAUGGAAACAUACAAAUUAAUGACGUUAAACUCUUAAACGAUACAAACGUACAAAAUCCACCAACAAAUAGAGUUAAUGCCAACCAUCCUGGAUAUGAGAAUAACCACAAUUCGCAGCAGAAUAAUGAAGUGUAUCCACAGUAUAAUGCUAGGAAUGACAAUCUUCAACAUCAAAGAGCUCCGUUGAAUCCUCAGCAUACACAACCUACAAACACCAGACCACCACAGCCGUACAACAACAGAAACACAAAAACCUGUGUAAUGAAUAACAUAAACUGUGCGUUGUCAGGCGCGAAUGGAAAGAAGUUGGAACACUGUUUAUCUUGUGCGAAUACAAUAUAUUCACCAACCGACUGUAACAAAUAUGAGCCCUUGUCACUCAUAUCAUUAUUCUCAAAAAACACUUAUGCAGGUGGUGGAAAUUCACUUCUAGAACUGGAGAGUGAAGCUACGGAUUUGACUCUGGAGGGUUUGAAACCCUUGAACAUAAAGCCAAAAGUUUCAGUACAUGAAUUGUUAUAUUCAUACGAUAAGAACCACUUGAAUACUCGAGAUCCCUAUUGUAACGAUUAUGAAUGCAUGAGGUUAAAAGAUAGAAACAGCUGUAUAUCAAGACUUUACCCACAAAAUCAAUAUGGAUGUGGGAGUUGUUGGAUAUUUGCGAAUACGCUCCAUUUGGAGAUUUUGCUAUGUAUGGAAAGUGCCACGAAGCAAAUUAGAAGGUUCUCUGAAAUGUAUAUUGCGUCAUGCCUGAGUGUGAAUAACAGAGAUCCUUGCAAAGGAGGAAACACUUAUGAUUUCAGCCAAAUCAUCUCACAAUUCGAAUUUAUACCGAGCAAGGACAACGUCAAGUACAACGUUCCUGUUUUGAACACUUGCCCAAGAUGGGAUUACAGUUGGAUAAACCAGAAGCCGAAAAUAGAACUUCUGUCACCCAAAAACAACAAAUUAAACUCAUUCAAAGGAUUCAUACUUAUUAAGAGGGAAGAGUAUGACGAUAAGAACGAGUUUAUAAACUUGGUAAAGGACAUGAUAAAGGAAAAGGGUAGUGUGGUUAUCAGUAUGAAGGGGAAAUCAGUUCUGAAACCAGAUCAUGAUGGUAAAAAGGUUCUGAACCUAUGUCAUCAUGGAUAUGGAACUCAUUCAAUGGUUAUAAUUGGGUAUGGUAAUUACGUGAACGAGUAUAAUGAAACUCGAAGAUAUUGGUUAAUUCGAAACAGUUGGGGUCCAAAUUGGGGAGACAAUGGAAACUUUAGACUAGAUAUAGAUGGACCUGGCAACUGUAAUGGGAAUAUUUUUGAAUAUGCAGGUAACAGAUAUACAAAAUACUAUCUUUUAGUUGUUUUAAAUGUCAAGAUUAAUAAGAAUACGAACAAGGUAAAAUACGGAUACGUACCUCAAAAGUUAAGUAAACUAAGCAACGGAGUAACAAAGAAGAUAAAUGUCAAAUACAAUAAUAAAGUAUACUCAAGGUUAAUAUUCCAAGAAGGUAAAGGAUUAUUUUUAAAAUUUAUUAUAGGUCAAACGAGUCCGGAACUUGACUGCAACAGGGCAUUUAGUAUAAAUAGGGAUAGGAAUGACGAAUGUGUAGAGAAAUGUAAACGAAAUUUAGAAAUGUGUAAAUCUUACAACGUAAAAGAUAUUGGUCUUUGCCUCUUCUCCAUUGACAAAGACUACGACUGCAUGAUGUGUGGUGUAUAA
Molecule: messenger RNA, 1788 nt
Organism: Theileria annulata
Lineage: Eukaryota; Apicomplexa; Aconoidasida; Piroplasmida; Theileriidae
Product: papain-family cysteine protease, putative
Exons: 7
Coding region: 1-1788 (595 amino acids)
Cellular component (GO): lysosome
Molecular function (GO): cysteine-type endopeptidase activity
Source: RefSeq, a predicted model, not a curated record